AAUCUCCCUCGCUUGCGUUUCCUUCCGCCUCUGACGGCUCCCUUCUUCCCCCUCCCUCCUCACUUCUGGCCCUGCUCUCCUCUCCUUCCUGCGCCCUGGUCAUUCUGCCGCAUACCGCGACUAUAAAGGUCAUGCGUUUCGCUUCUAUUCUGUCCUCCUUCUUUCCUAACGCGACACUCCCUCUGACCUCCUCGAUAACCUCCUCCGACUCCACCAUGGUCGUCCUCACAAGCACUCUGAUGUCCCUCCUCGGGCUCUCCUCCACUCUGAUCGGUACGGCGACAACGGUGCUGGGCACCGAUGCUGAUUCAUACCUGGCUAUUAGGGAUAACGUCGACGACCCUUUCCUUAAUGAGACGGUCCCCAAGGACACUCGUGGCUUCGUUGUCAAUGGCACCAUCGGCUCCUACCCUUGCUUUGUCAAGGCAGGACUGUACGGCAAGCCCACGUCUGACCAGGUCAACUCGGCUUCCUACUCUGACUGCAUUGACAAUGCCCUCGAGCCCACCUACCCUUUCAACAAGAUCCAUCUGCGCUCUCCCGACGACUCUAUCCGAGCCACGUUCAUUCCCUUCGGCGCCCGCCUGACGGAGAUGUGGGUGAAAGACCGCAAUCAAGACUGGCAGGACAUCACUCUUGGCUUUGACAACACUACCAAUUACGGUACUGAGCCAGUCCACCCUUACUUUGGGCCUGUUGUGGGCAGGUACGCCAACCGCAUCAAGAAUGGCACCUUCGAAGUAGGAGGCAAGACCUAUCACACUCCUUUGAACGAGAACAACAUUGACACUCUGCACGGCGGCACAGACGGCUUCGAUCGUCGCAGCUGGACAAUCGAGCAUCUCAAUGCCUCUAGCAUCACCUUUACCUUGGACGACCCCGCUGGCAAUCAGGGCUUCCCCCAUAACGUCAAUACCACCGUCACCUACACCCUGGAAAACGAUGCUACUUAUGACGCUCGCAUGCACGCCAAGUCUAGCGGCAAGACUCCCGUCAUGCUCAGUGCCCACAACUACUGGAACCUCGACCCUCAGGCACUUGUCAACCUUAGCGCUUCGGACAGACCCAUUCUGGACUAUGUUCUGCAUCUUCCCUACGCCAAGAACUACAUUGCUGGAGACACAAUCCUGAUUCCCACUGGCAAAGUGCCUUCCGUUUCCGGCACCGCCCUCGACUUCACUAGCCCUACGCCCUUCUCUCAGAACUUCAAUCGAACCGAGGGCAUCUGCGGUCUGGGCUGCACUGGCUGGGAUACCUGCUGGGUGAUGAAGGACGGCCACCCCGAGAACAAGCCCGUGCUGACCAUGUCCUCGCCAGCUUCGGGUAUUCAGCUGGCAAUGUACACCAACCAGGUCGCGAUCCAAGUCUACACUAGCUCUGGCCUUGCCAAUCCAAAGAAUGGCCUCAUCCCUCGCAAGCGCGUGCACGGCGGCCAAGCCGAGAAUCUCGCGGGCGAUGACAACGGAGUGGCCAAGAAGAUCUAUGAGAAUUACUCUGCCGUCGUCAUCGAGGCCGAGGACUGGAUCGAUGGAAUCAACAACCCGCAGUGGGGCAGGAAGGAGCAUCAGGUCCUCAAUGAGAAUGAGACGUACGACUGGCACACCACAUACGUCUUCUCGACCGUCUGAAGGAUCAAGAUGCCACAGACGAAUUGUAGCACUAAGCUGAUUGGAGGGGCCCAAAGCGAAGAAGAACAGGAGCUGGGUCGCUGGCCUUUUUGUAUUUGUUGCGAAUAGUCAUACAGACAAUACAUGUUCAGCAUUGCACAAG
Messenger RNA from Microstroma glucosiphilum, 1770 nucleotides. Its product is annotated as galactose mutarotase-like protein. Gene Ontology annotation, biological process: glucose metabolic process; beta-D-galactose catabolic process via UDP-galactose, Leloir pathway. The record is from RefSeq and is a predicted model, not a curated record. Gene Ontology annotation, molecular function: carbohydrate binding; aldose 1-epimerase activity. The transcript has a single exon. Bases 216 to 1628 code for a protein of 470 amino acids. Lineage: Eukaryota; Fungi; Basidiomycota; Exobasidiomycetes; Microstromatales; Microstromataceae.